AUGAGAAGUAAAUAUAAUAUUCUAAUUUAUAAGAAAAAAAAGAAGCACCUAAGAUUGGAUGUAUUGCUCUUUUUUGUUUAUCUUAUAUUUUUGAAUUUAAUUUUACAAAAUAAGAAAUUUGAAGCUCAACCAAAAGAUUAUGAAUAUAUUGAAAUUUUGAAAAAUAAAAAUGUGAAUGAGGAAACAUUUGUUCAUGUAAAAAGAUUUGAACCGACUUCUUCUGAUUUGGGCAAUAUAGGAAAAGAGAAAAUUUUAGAACAAAAUAAUUAUAAUGUUAAAAGUAUUAAUAAUGUUGAACUUAGAAAUGAUAAUAUGAAUGUAAUUAAUAAUGAAGGGGUAUAUAAUAAAUAUGUAAAAGAGAAUGAAGAGAUUAUUGGUGAUAAUGAGAAAAAAGAAAAAAGGGCAAAAACUUUUGAGAAUAAUGAUUUUAAAAAUGAGAAAUCAUUUAAACCUAUAAUAGUAGGAAAAUAUAAUUUAAUAUACAUAUUUUAUAGUAUAGAAUUUAUAUGUUUAUUGUUGUUUAUAUUUUUACAUUUUUUACUUUUUCUUUUAUCACAAUGGAAUAUAAAAAUAAAUUUGUUUAUAUCAUAUAAAUCGUUAUAUAGUAAGAAUAAGGAAAAGUAUUUAUAUAAUUUAAAAAAUUUCUGUACACACGUGUAUAUUGAACCGUGUAUUAUAAAAAGUGAAGAAGACAAUGGUAUAUAUGAUAAAAAUAGAUAUAAUAUGGAUUGUAAUUUUUAUAAACCUAAAUCCGAAUUAAUAGAAUUAAAAAAGAUUGAUAAUGAUAUAUAUUUUUUUUAUAAACAGAAGAAAUAUAUUUUUAAUUAUGAGACAUUUAUAUUUGAAUCACUUAAACAUUUUGAUAAUUUCAACUUGUCUUUUUAUUUGAAUUGGAAAGGAUUAUUAGAUUAUCCUAAAGGGAAGGACAUAAAUAAAAUGGAUAUAUAUAAUAAUAAAAUGAUGAGGGAUAUAAAGGAUAGAGUAACAUGUAAUAAUAUAGAGAGUGUAAUAAAGAAAUUGGAUAUUUUAUAUGCAUUACAUAAUGAUAAGAAAGGGAAUUUAAAUAUAGAUGAGAAGGUAGAUGAUGUAAAUUUUAAUUGUAAUGAUUUUAUUAGUAAAGAGAAGAAUGUAGAUAAUGUAUAUGAUAUGAAUAAAAAAAAUAUGAUAAAUAUAAAAUAUCGAGGUAAAACAAAUAAAGGAAAUAAUAAUUUUAUAGAUGUAUUAAAAAAUGAUAAUAUGUGUGAAAAGGAUAUUAAUAAGAAUGAUAUAUUUGGAGAUUAUAAUAAGGAUGAUAUGGAUGAUACACAUAACCAUAAUGUAGAUAGAAAUAUUAUUUGUAGUAAUAAAAAAAAAGUAGAUAGCAUAAAAAAUAGUAUACAUAAUGAUGUUGUAAGGGAUGAUAAUGUUAAUAACAAUUUUUAUAAUUUUUAUUAUAAGAAGAGUUGUUUUGAAAUACCAUAUGAUAUAUUUGUACAUAAUAAUGUUGAAAAGUAUGGUGAAAAUAUAUAUGAUAUACCUUGUCCUUGUUUUAAAGAAUUAUUAUACGAAUCAAUGUUGUCUCCUUUUUUUAUAUUUCAAUUUUUUAGUAUAGUAUUAUGGAUGUUAGAUAGUUAUUGGUACUUUGGUAUAUUCUCAAUAUUUAUUUUAAUAAUUUUGGAAUCACAGUUAAUUAACAAACGUAUACGAGAAUUUAAUAUGAUAAAUGGAAUGAAGGUGGAUCCUCAGGACGUGUAUGUGUAUCGUAAUUUACGAUGGACUAUUAUGAAAUCAAAUAAGUUAUUACCAGGUGAUAUAUAUAUAUUAACAAAUGAUAUGACUGCUACGGAUAAUAAUAUAUGUACAUGCGAAACGUUAUUAAUUGAUGGGACGUGUAUAACGGAUGAAUCUAUAUUGACAGGAGAAUCUGUUCCUUUAAUAAAGGCGUGCAUAGAUAAAAGUGUAAUAAAUAAUAAAAGCAACAACAAUAAUAAUAAAAACGAAAACAAUAAUAAUAAAAACGAAAACAAUAAUAAAAAAAAGGACAAUAAUAAAAACGAAAACAAUAAUAAAAAAAAGGACAAUAAUAAAAACGAAAACAAUAAUAAAAAAAAGGACAAUAAUAAAAACAACGACAAUAAUAAAAACAACAGUAAUAAUAAUAGUUAUAGAUUUAUUGGAGAUGAUAAUGUCGAAAGGUUAAAUUAUAAAAAUUUUGAAAAUAAUGAAAAUGAAUUUAUAAAAGAUAAAGAAUGUGAUUAUGAGAGCAGUAAUUAUUGUAAUUCUUUAUUUUGUAAUAGACUUGAUAUAAAAAAUAAACAUAAGAAACAUAUUGUAUAUGCAGGAACAAAUAUAUUAAUGACAAAAAAUGAAAAUAAUAAAUUUAAUGGUAAGAAAUUACCCGUGAAUGGUUGUAUAGGUAUAGUAUUAAGAAGUGGAUUUUCUACAUAUCAAGGUAAAUUAGUACGUACUAUAAUAAAUACAUCCGAGAAAGUAAAUUCAUCAAGUAUUGAUUCUAUAAUUUUCCUUAUGAUAUUAUUAUUAUUUUCUAUAUGUUCAAGUGCAUAUGUUGUAUAUAGUGUAUUAAAAACAAAUGAGGAAAGAAAUUUAUAUAAAUUAUUAUUAUCUGUAUCACAUAUUAUAACAGCUGUUAUACCACCAGAAUUUCCCAUAACUCUUUCGUUAGCAGUAACUAUAUCUAUAGUAUAUUUAUACAAUAUGAAAAUUUAUUGUACUGAGCCUUUUAGAUUACCUUUUUCGGGCAAGACCAAUAUAUGUGCUUUUGAUAAAACAGGAACAUUAACAGAAGAUAAUAUGAUAGUCUUAGGUUUAUUUGGAUUAGAUGAUAAUUUAAAACGAAUAAAUGAAAUUAAUGAAUCCAUAAUAAAUAAACAGAAAAUUCCUUUUUUUUCCUUAUCCGUAAUAGCUGGUUGUCAUUCUAUAUGUACAUUAAAUAACAAAUUGUUAGGUGAUCCUUUAGAAAAAAACUCUUUUCUAAAAUUAAAAUGUGUCAUGAAAAGUUUGAACCAUACCUAUGUAUAUACAAAUAAUAUUAACAAUAAUAACAAUAAUAACAAUAAUAACAAUAUUAACAAUGAUAAUGUUGUGGAUAAAAAAUAUCAUAAAAACAAUGAGAAGAAAAUAAAAAAUCAAUCCUUAGAAAAUUUCCAAAUUGUCAAAAGAUUCUUUUUUUCUUCAGAGUUACAAAGAAUGACUUGCAUUAUAUUGCAUGAGGGCUCUCAACACGAUUGGUAUGGGGACGAAUACGAAACGGAUACUUGUGAUUCGGACGAACAGAAUGAAGAACAGUAUAAAAAUACAAAACAGCAUGUAUUACGUAAUAAUGGACAUGAGAUCUAUAAGACUACUCCUUAUAAAGAAAGUGCUCAAAUGUUAAGAAAAUUAAAAAGAAAAAAUAAUAAUGAAUAUGAUACUGAAAGUGAUGAUCAUGCUGAUCAGAAUUGUGAUAUACAUAAUAAUGAUAUACAUAAUAAUGAUAUACCUAAUAAUGAUAUACAUAAUAAAGAUAUACAUAAUAAAGAUAUACAUAAUAAAGAUAUACGUCAUAAUGAUGUACACCAUAACGAUAUUUGUUAUAAGCAUACGGAGAAGGAAAAGAAAAAGAAAAAUAGAAUUAAAAAUAUCCUUUUUGUUAAAAAAAAGAAAGAAAAUAAGGAUAAAAUUGUAAAACAAUAUUUAGUUGUAAGCAAAGGUUCUCCUGAAAUAAUGAAAAGGUUUUUAAAGAAAGUACCAGAACAUUAUGAUGAGGUAUUAAAUAGUUUAUCCAUAAAAGGAUAUCGUGUUUUAUGUUUAGCUGUAAAUAUUUUAGAUAAUAAUAUGUAUAAAGAAAAUAUUUCAAGGGAAGAGGUUGAAAAAGAUUUAUAUUUUUGCGGUUUCUUAACAUUUAUAUGUCCUAUAAAAGUUACUACACCUAAUUAUAUUUUACAUAUCAAAAAUGCGGGAAUUAAAAAUAUAAUGAUAACAGGAGAUAAUGCUUUGACAGCUUGUCAGGUAUCUCAAGAUGUUAAUAUUGUACCUAAGGUAACGUGUAAGGAUAUUUUAAUUCUUAAAAUGAAUGAGGUAAUAUCAUAUGACCUCAUAGGAGAAAAAAGAACAAACAUGAUCAAUAUGAUAGAUAUAAUGACGACUAAUAAUAAUCAUACAUGUGAUACGAAUCAGAGUGACGAUGUGUGUAAAAAUAAAAUAAAUAAUGUUGUAAAGGAUUUAAGAUAUGAUCAUGCCAUUUUUAAGAAUGACGACAUUAAAGAUUGCAUCGAAUUUUUGACAUGUUUAAAAAAUAAAGAAACGAGUGUUAUUUUAAAGAACCAUGUAGAGAAUCUCAUAAGAAUAAUAGAAGUUAAUUAUAAUAAAUGUAGUAAUAUAUUAUAUUUUAUGAAUAGAGAAAAUAAGAAAAUAUUACCAUUUAUUCAUAAUAUAGAAUAUAUUAAGGUAUGUAGUGAAAUCUUUUCGUUGUGUAUAACAGGCGAUAUUAUUGAUUAUUUCUUGGAAGUGUAUAAAAAUAAUUUGCAUAUAUUUAAUGAGCUUAUAAGAGGUGUGCAUAUAUUUUGUAGGAUGUCUCCAAAAAAUAAAGAAAUAAUAAUUAAGACGUUAAAUAAAAUUGGUUAUAUUACGAUUAUGUGUGGUGAUGGGACAAACGACAUGGCUGCUUUGAAGGCAGCGCAUGUAGGUGUAUCUUUAUUAAGUAUAAAAAUAAGUUAUAAAAAUAGAGAUGGGAACAGAAAAAGUGUGUUAAAUGAUGAUAGAAAGAGUUUGUUAAAUAAUCAUAAUAAUAUGAGGAUGAUGAAUAUGUAUGGUGAUGGACGUGUAAAAAGUGUAUAUGAUAAUUUACGAGCUUCUUAUUCAGAAGCAAGAAAUAUAAUAAAUAAUAAUAGUAAUAAUUUAGGAGGUAUAAAUUUUAGACGGUCUUAUGAACAGAUGAAAUUAUAUAAUGAGAAAAAGAAAGAAUUAGAUAAGAUGUUACAAUCAUUGGAUGAUUCUUUACCAUUAAUAAAGUUAGGUGAAGCAAGUAUAGCAUCUCCAUUUACAUAUAAAGGGAAUGAUAUCAAAUGUGUAAAAGAGAUAAUAUCAUGUGGUAGAUGUGCAUUAUCUAAAGUAAUUAUGAUGUAUAAAUUGAUGAUCAUAAAUUCUUUAAUUACAGCAUUUUCUGUAUCUAUAUUAACGUUAGAUGGUGUUAAAUUAAGUGAUGCCCAAACAACUAUUAUAUCAUUAUUAUAUACAUGUCUAAUUGUUUUAAUAUCAAAGACUUCUCCUUUAAAAAACAUUACGAAUUAUUCUCCUCCCAAUUCAUUAUUUAAUUUUAGUGUUAUCAUAUCAUUAUUAUCACAAAUUAUAAUUCAUUUCUCUAUAUUAAUAUAUGGCUGGAAAUUAGCUUGUGUAUAUCGAGAAAUUAAUUAUAUACCAGAUAUCAAAGGAGAUUUUAUACCAAAUUUAGUAAAUACAUGUAUCUAUUAUUUAAUUUAUUGUAUUAAUUUAUCCAUUUUUUCUUGUAAUUAUGAAGGUCUACCAUUCAUGGUACCUAUUCAUAAAAAUAAAGAAAUUGUUUAUAUUUUUGCAGUCAAUUUUUUUUUUCUUUUUGUUUUAGUUAUGGAUAUAUUCCCUUUCCUAAAUUACUUUUUCUCUCUCGUGUCCUUUCCUAAUAUACGUUUUAAAUUCUUCUUUUUCUUCUUAAUGUUGGUAGAUAUAUUUUUGCCUUACCUAGUUACAAAUCUUUUUAAAUCAUUGAGAUUUUAUAUAUUCCACAAAUAUCAAAUUAAUAUUUAG
This is a messenger RNA of Plasmodium falciparum 3D7, 5757 nucleotides long. Its product is annotated as putative cation transporting ATPase. The record is from RefSeq and is a predicted model, not a curated record. Gene Ontology annotation, molecular function: nucleotide binding; P-type transmembrane transporter activity. Gene Ontology annotation, cellular component: membrane. NCBI's taxonomy places the organism in Eukaryota, Apicomplexa, Aconoidasida, Haemosporida, Plasmodiidae.